CGGCUAACAGCUAGCGGAGCUGCGAGCGGACUGCGCCAAAAAAAGAAAACCCUUCGAAUCGCUCCAAGUAUUCAACAAGUAUCGCGUUUUUAGCAGCACCUCGUUUAUGCAGCGCACAGCAGAAAGCUGGCAAAUCACCGACGAUGCGGAAAAGUCCGACGCAGGAAGGAGAAAAGCAUCAGUAGCGCCGCGGUGAGAACCCGUCCAGCACAUUGGUCCAUGACUGCUGGACCUUUGGGCUCUGGGCUCAACUAGCAUGAAGAUGGCUGACUCAGAGAAGGCAGAAGAACUUCUUGAUGUUGAAUGCCCCCACGAGUGCCUUGACGAUGCACAAUCGGCCACUGUCCAAGAGGAGCAGGACGAGCACCUGAAGACGGAGACGACCACCAGCACCAGCUCUCCGCCCAGGGAGAAGGAGGCCGACAGCCCGCUGGGCACAGAGGGCGAGCAGAGCCUCCUCUCCAUGCCAUGCCUGAUGGAGGAGCUUCGCCGAGACUCCCAGGAGUCUCAGCACGCGUCCACGGGAAGUGACAAGCCCGCGUCUCGCCACGUCUAUGAGAGUGACUCUUCCAACCCCUACAUGCUGUCCCCCUCGUCCAGUGGCCACCUGGCCGACUCGGACACUUUAUCCUCGGGGGAAGAAGCUGCCGCUGCUCCUGCGGGGGAAGAGGACAACAUGGAGGCCGCCAACGACCCCGGGCAGGCGGCGGGGACGCAGAUGUCCGCCGCGGCCUCGGGGGGCAGGAAGUCCCGGCGGUCCCGUUCAGAAAGCGAGAUGCCUCCUAAUGCAAAGGCCGCAAAGAAGAACCGCAGCCAGCCCGCGGUGGUGGCAGCAGGGGGGCAAGAAAAACAAACCAAUGGCAAGCCGGGGAAGGUGAAAGGUCACCGGAGCCAGAAACACAAGGAGCGCAUGCGUCUUCUGAGGCAGAAGCGCGAGGCGGCAGCACGGAAGAAGUACAACCUGCUGCAGGACAGCAGUACGAGCGACAGUGAGCUGACGUGCGACUCCAGCACCAGCUCGUCCGACGACGAGGAUGACGACACUUCAGGAGGUAGCAAGACAAUCAAGACAGAUAUUCCAGCUGGCUUCAGACGUGCGUCGGAGAGAUCCAGAGCGGGAGCCCAGAUUCACGGGCUGCUGGACAGCGGCUCGUGGGACAGGAACGGCAUCGGCGGCGUUCUGGAGGAGGCCAUGACGCGCUUUGCCGUGAUGCAGCGCCAGACCGAGGAGCGCUUCCGCGUCUGGAUGGAAAAGCUGGCGCACCUCGACUCGGACAACGACUCGUCCAAGCGCUCCAGCGACGCCCCGGAGGGCCGGCAGCCGUCCCGGGGGGCGCGGCCGUCCCCGCCCAGCUCCUUCUUGCCGUCGUCCGAGUCUGCAGAGACCAUGGCGUCCUACAUGCUGGCUCGGGAGAGCAACAGUCUCACCCCCGCCCCCAUGAACAACAACAUCCUGCCUGAAGCCGUCACUCAGAACGGAAACCUGGGCGCCCCAGACCCCGGCCUGCUCAACGCUUAGUGGCAGACUGAACGCUCGCCCGGUGGGGGAGUAGUCGCUGCAGGGAGUGUGUGUUACCAGGUAAACGAUGUGUGGCCACCGAGCAGAAACACGACCAACAGCAGCCGGGCCCGAGGCCCAGGUCCACCACCUGCUGGCUCUGAGGCUCCUCUGGACCGGGUGCAGAGCCCAGGUCCACCACCUGCUGGCUCUGAGGCUCCUCUGGACCGGGUGCAGAGCCCAGGUCCACCACCUGCUGGCUCUGAAUCACUGUGAGACUAGACUGUCACAAUAAAUCAGCUCACCUGUUUGGUUGGACUCAGACAGGACUCAGCCACACAGCGUGCAGUCAGGGCUCCGAUUGUUCUGCUUAUUGUAUGGCUUGUUUGUUUUUCUUUACCAGCCACACACACACACACACACACACACACACUCACACACACACGAGAGCGAGCCUGACUACUUCAUUCAGGCCCCGUUUACACGGCCAUGAUUUCAAGUGAAAGCUGGUCUUGGGUGUCUGUUUACAUGACGAUAAUGCUCAGAGCCUGAAAAUGCAACUUUGUGAACGUGUCUGAAGGAGAAACCUUUGAAGAAGCUCUGUCGAUAAAACGGGGAAAACUAAUUCUUUGAAAUGCUCAGAGUCUGUUUGUGGAACUGGAAAAAAAUUCCAUUUCUCCCAAACAGUCCUACUGCACAUGGCGCCCCCUGCUGGAGGAAGCAGGAGCUCUGCUCAUGCUCAGUCCUGGUCCCAGUCGAGAUUCUCCUGGUUCUGGUCCCAGUCCGGAUCCUCCUGGACUUGGCAGUUUUGGAGCUGCCAGUGGUGGUCUGGUGUUGUGCUCAUAGGAAGGUGUGUGUUCUCCUUUGUUAAUGUGUUAAUGUGUGGUCUGUUGUCUGUGUGGCUUCAGCACCAACACACAGUCCAACAUGCUAACUACUGGAGCUGGUCCCGAAUAUUUGAAAAUGUGGACGCUAUGAUGACAUUGGGCAAAUAAUUUUGCGAUCUGAGUAUCA
Messenger RNA from Salarias fasciatus (jewelled blenny), 2512 nucleotides. RefSeq names its product arkadia (rnf111) N-terminal like PKA signaling regulator 2n (gene ark2n). The record is from RefSeq and is a predicted model, not a curated record. NCBI's taxonomy places the organism in Eukaryota, Metazoa, Chordata, Actinopteri, Blenniiformes, Blenniidae. The coding region runs from base 257 to 1519 and encodes 420 amino acids. The transcript is spliced from 3 exons.